UUCGGUUGACGUUUCGGAUGAGUUUACGAUGUUUUGAAAUUUUGCGCCACAAUUAUCUUGUCGAUCGAGCGAUCGAUCAAUCAGUGAUGCUUUCAUCAACUGUAGAAGACCAUUUAAUUCCGAGGAGAGUUGCUCCUAGCUGAAAUGUCGAAUUUGGAAGGAGCUUUUUCGCCAGUUCCCGUGCACAGGACAACUGGCAGCUAUUACAGAGGAUACAUUACUCCACCUGAAAGAUUUAUCAGUACCCAACUGUCAGGGGGACUAAGGGUACUGUAUAAAAAGCUUGAAGAAAAAAAAUAUCAGCCUCACAGACAGGCAAAGAUGGUAAAUUCAAGCCUUGUUACCCAGUUCCACUGCUUGCUGGAAGAUACAAAUUUAUUCAAGUUAUUGGUGAAGGGAAAUCAUCAAUCUUGAUUUCUGCAGAGGAUACUUACCAUUUUAAAAAGAAGCAAGUUGCUAUAAAGAUAAUGAAUUUGGAUUAUUCCAGACUUGGAGCUCAGGAGGCAGAUUGCAUUCAACAGCUCAACAAGGCUGAUCCUCUCCAUGUUGCCAGGACUGUUCAGUUAUUUAAUGUUUUCAGUUUUGAGGGUCAUUACUGCUUGGUUUUUGAGCUUCUGCGUCCUCGGCCGCUUCAUCAAUACUUUCAGAAAUGUCAGUUUGAUAAUGAGGACGAUAAACUGAAAGUCAUUCGGAAAAUAACUUUUCAACUCUUACAAGCUCUUGGAUUCCUAAGGAGACAGAAUAUUAUCCAUGCUGACUUGAAACCAGAGAACAUUCUUCUUAAAGAAGGUGACGAAAUCAAGAUAAAAGUUGUUGACUUUGGAAAUGCAAUUCACUGGGUUCAUAGAGAGGUUUCCUUGUAUUAUGAUGAGUUUGACCUACAAACUUUACUCUACAGAGCCCCUGAGGUGAUGUUUGGUGUUCCCUUUGGCCCUGAGAUUGACAUUUGGUCUCUAGGAUGUAUUUUACCUGAGUUGUACACAGGCAAACCUCUCUUUCUAGGAGAAAAUAAAACAAAAGUGUUGCAAGAGGUAACCAGUAUUCUUGGUCCCAUACCUAGGAGUCCAUUCCAUAUUGGAAAAUUUUUUGAAGAUUUAUCACAAUUUAUAGGUCACAACUCAGAGGGCAAUCACCUGAAAUGUGUGUCUAAUGUGAUGCUAAAACUCCAUAAUUCAAGAAAUUUCUCUUUUUCAAGUUUUUUAGUUGGCUUGCUGAAGUAUGAACCAGGUGAAAGACUUACGCCUUAUCAAGCUGUGCUACAUCCAUUUUUGGCUUCUGAGUGUUCCUUUGCAAAUUUGUUGCCUCAACAAGGAGAUAAGAUAACAGAUGCUGGAAGUUGUACAGACAUUUCGUUUCCUACUGAGUAUAACUUCAAACCAUACGUUGACGAGGAAGUUAAAAGGCAACAUUUUUCUGGAACUGAACUCUUAAAGCGGGGAACUACUGCAACUUCUCUUUCUCCAAACCACUCUCGAACCAAACAGGAAAAUGUAACAUCUCUGAAGAUUGGAAAUUUAUUAUCUUCUCAAAUAGACAAGGCGACAAUUAAUGAGGAAUCGCCUCGGGUAAACCAGUUGCCUUUAGAUAAUUCCAGAUACGCCAUGGAAGGUCCUCUUGCUACAGGACAGCCCAAACCAACUCACCCACAGAACAGGAUGUUUCCCCUUGCUAAAGGAAUUGCAAACACGCAUGAUACAGAAGAAGAACGCAAAGAGGUCCCAGACAGGCUCACAUCUACUUCCCAAACUCCGACAAAUCUUUCUUUGGGAAUAAAUUCAAACGCAUUCAAUAAAAGGGAAAAUUGCAACGAGAAGGAUUAUUCGCUGGCAGGAACCGAGGUGAAUGGUCCUGGUAAUGAGUUCCAAAGACCAUUGGUGAGAUUCGAAAACAACAAAAGCUCGUACUCCAAGGGCAAAAGUGAUGUCUUUAAAAACACUUACGUAGAUAAAGGAAGCUUCCGAAAGUCUUACGAACUUUUUUCAUCUGGAAACAAGAACGUUGGAAGCACAAACUUACUUGAGUAUGAGAACAGGUUUAAUGGUCAUGGAAAAGUAGGAUUUGAUAUGGACAAUUCUUCCUCGGAUGGAGAGACAAAUGCUGCAGCCAGAACUCGUGUCUAUCAUAGGAAAACAAAAUUCGCCAAAGUAGAGAUAGAGUGUAAUGAACUUGACGGUCUCGCAGCAGUCCAAGCGGGACAAUUUGUUAUUGAAUCUCCGUUUCGAGAAGCAAAAGCAACUGUAACAGAUGUAAAUCGUCGAAUGCAUUUGAGGAUGGAAAAGGAAUCAAAAGCAAAGCCGAAGGAGGACUCUGGAAAAGCCACAUUCUCUGAAACAUACCAGAGUGAUGAGGUGAUGUUACUUUGUGAAGAUGUACAGAGCAGUUUCUGAUAUUUUUAACUUUCUGUCUUAAUACAUGUGAGAGUAUGAAAAGUAAAUAAAUAUAUUCUAAUGCAGAUUUAAGGUGACUUUGUGGAUGUUGAGUUGGAGUUCUUCAUUACAUAAUGUACUUGUUGUUCUCUUAAUUCAGAUGGGAAAUAUUCGUGUAGGGAAAAUUAUUUGAUGAUCUUUCCGUCUUAGAAACAUGAAAUAUUUAAAUACUUCAAAGAGACUUUUUCCGCUCUUUUGUGAUACUAUUCAAAUAUUGUAAUUUGUGUAACAAUGAAACCUCACACCAGUUCGUACUUAACAAGUACGUUGUAAAGGUUUUUCAAUUACAUCCUACGAUUACAACCAG
Stylophora pistillata is the source of this 2733-nucleotide messenger RNA. RefSeq lists its product as uncharacterized. Gene Ontology annotation, biological process: peptidyl-threonine phosphorylation; peptidyl-serine phosphorylation. The record is from RefSeq and is a predicted model, not a curated record. NCBI's taxonomy places the organism in Eukaryota, Metazoa, Cnidaria, Anthozoa, Scleractinia, Pocilloporidae. Gene Ontology annotation, molecular function: ATP binding; protein serine/threonine kinase activity.